Vigna umbellata (rice bean) is the source of this 933-nucleotide messenger RNA. The record is from RefSeq and is a predicted model, not a curated record. NCBI's taxonomy places the organism in Eukaryota, Viridiplantae, Streptophyta, Magnoliopsida, Fabales, Fabaceae.
AUGGAGCCACCCGCAGCGAAACACGGCUCCUUGCGGAACAUUCUGGUUCGUCUAUUCUCCUUCGCCGUUCUCAUCCUCGCCACGCGAUUCGCCAUCAUCGUCACCGUCCGCGGCGGGUCCUGCGAAUCCGCCGAUUUCUUCUUCUUCUCCGAAAACCUCACUCUGUCCUCCCCCUCCCCCUCCUCUGACGCCGGAGAUCCGUUUACCGGCAAGAACUGGCGCCGUUCCGUCGAGUACUACGCCGCCAUUUUCCAGGACCUCAUUGCAGACGGCUUCCUGUCCCCUAACUCCCGCGCCCUCUGCAUCGACACGCCCGCGGGCGAGGACGUCCUCGCUCUAAAAGAGGUCGGCAUCGUUGACUUCGUCGGAAUCUUUAAGAAACCGUCGCCGCCGCUGAUCCUCCACGGUGACGGCCGCUGGCAUCCGUUCUCAGGUGACUCAUUCGACUUCGAGUUCUCCGGCAACGGCGGCUUGGAACGUUCGCGCCCGGCGGAGUUCGCCGCGGAGAUCUGCCGCACGCUUCGUCCCGGCGGUUUCACGGCAGUGCACGCGGCAGUGAGAGACGCUUACAGCUUCGAUUCUUUGCUUGAAUUGUUUAAAUGUUGUGAAUUGAUCAGAACUCGAGAAAUCAACGGUGUUGAAUCCUCUCUGGUUCUUGAAAUCUUGUUGAAGAAGAAAAAGGAAAACCUUAAUUUCGAAAUGGAAAGUGUAGAUAGUAGCAAUUUCGGGAAUAAGUGCUCUAUUCCUGGGUAUAAACGUGAAAUGGUUAAAAAUGCAGAGACAUUGAUUGAGGAAGAGCCAUUGAAACCUUGGACUUUAUUAAAGAAAAAUGUGAAGAACGUAAAGUACUUAAAUUCUUUGUUGAAGGCAUGCAAUGAUCCUCUCCAACACGAAAAUAUACUUUGGAUGAGAUGGGAUGCCCUUAAAUGUUAG